Messenger RNA from Morone saxatilis (striped sea-bass), 2367 nucleotides. Its product is annotated as ras and Rab interactor 2. Gene Ontology annotation, cellular component: cytosol; endocytic vesicle. Gene Ontology annotation, biological process: vesicle-mediated transport. The record is from RefSeq and is a predicted model, not a curated record. Gene Ontology annotation, molecular function: small GTPase binding; guanyl-nucleotide exchange factor activity. Lineage: Eukaryota; Metazoa; Chordata; Actinopteri; Moronidae.
AUGCAGGAGGUGGGCGGUACCCAGCGAGGCUCUCAGCGGGCCUUCAGCGUCCUGGAUCGUCUGCUGGUCACUCAUCCUGUGUGGCUGCAGCUGUCACUCAACCAAGACUCUGCACUCUACAUCCUGCUCAGAGAGCCUGUUGGGACGUUUUUGGUGCGUAAAUGCAGCUCCAGCCAGAGGAAGGUGCUGUGUUUGAGAGUGGCAGCGGACAAAAGUGCCUCCUCUGUUAAGGAGUGCUUCAUCUGUGAGGAGGACUCCACUUUCGCCUUGGAGAGCUCUGCACUCAGCUUCCCAGACCUGUGUCGACUGGUUGCCUUCUACUGUAUCAGCAGAGAUGUGUUGCCCUUCCCGCUGCAGCUACCAGAGGCCAUUGCUAAAGCCACAACACACAGACAGCUGGAGGCCAUCUCACACAUGGGACAAGACUUCUGGAGUGCACCGAGUGCUUCAGAGAUCCAAAACGGCCCGAUGGACCCAGUUGCAUCAACCAGCGACAGCCAGGGUCAGAUGUCGAUGACCCAGGACCGAUGUACCCUGCUCACCCGGGGUAGACAAGGAAAACUUUGCUUCAUCAACCCGCUCUUCCUACAGCUGGAGGUUAGCAAGCAGCCACAACUCGUAAACCACAGUGCCUCCAAUAAACGGCACCGCUUCAAACGCAGCAUGCGGCUCCGGCUCUCAGAGUCCUCCAUGAAUCUGUCCCUGGAGGGGAUCGGCUCCUACUCACCUUCCUCGUCAGGGGAGCAGACCAGCGGGUCAGAGAGGCUGCAGAAGGCCGGCACUAACCCACAGAGAAGAGUUCACCCUGGGGCUGGGGUCCUGAGGAGAACCCCUGCUGUAUCACCGGGGUCUGCAGAGGAAGAGGACAUGAUGUCUGUCUAUGUGCCACAAACAUCUGCAAAGGUGGAGGAGGCUCCACAGCCCCAGCAGUCCGCCCGAGCAGAGGAGCCAGGCAUCGAGGUGGCAGUUCUGGCCCUGGAGCGUCGCCCGGCUCCGUCCCUGGCCGAGCUCGACAGCAGCAGCUCCUUCAGCAGCAUGGAUGAGGACAAUGACUCGGAUUCAGAUCCAGAAAGCAUGGCCGAAGCACAAACCCACUUCUACCCGCGCCCACCACUUGUGCGCUCUCGAGGCCGCGGCGGGCUGCACCGUAUGAGUGAGGCGUUUGUGUGUUUCUUUGCUCCGGACAAGCGGCUGACGCGACUGGUGGAGGAGCUGUCCAGAGACAGGCGCUCCACUUUUGGGGGCAUGGUUCAAGACUUCCUCCUGGCACAAAGAGAGGUUCUCAAAUCCCUGGCUUCCUCUUCUUCAUCCUCUUCCUCGUCACGUGUGACCUCUGUGCAGCUCCUGCAGGGUCUGCGCCUCUUUCUGUCCCAGGCGAAGUGCUGCCUGCUGGACAGCGGAGAGCUGGAGCCUCCCAUUGAGACCCUGGUGCCGGAGAACGAGAAAGACCUGGCGCUGGAGCGGGCCAUGUUCUCCUGUGUGCUCAGGCCUCUGAGGUCCCACCUUGACAAAGCUCUGGUUGAGCUGCACAAUCAGGACGGCAGCAGCCAGCGUCUCACCCAAAACGUGCUCCGUCUGAAGGGGGAUGCCGCCAUGGAGCAGCUCGGUGUGCGUACGGGCGUCCCUGACAGCCGCGAGGUGGAGAGAGUGAAGCAGAAGCUGGUGCUGAUGCAGAGGACACAUUCGCCCAUUGACAAGGUGCUGCUGCUGCUGCAAGUGUGCAAGUGUGUCUACAAGGCCAUGGGGUCCUUACAUGGACAGGAAGUGAGCUGGGAUGACUUCCUGCCGUCGUUGUCUUACGUGAUUGUGGAGUGUAACAGGCCUCACAUCCUGAUAGAGGUGGAGUACAUGAUGGAGCUGCUGGAGCCCUCCUGGCUCGGAGGAGAGGGUGGGUACUACCUGACCAGUGUGUAUGCCAGCCUGUGCCUGAUCCAGAGCCUGGACAGGGAGCAGCCGUUCUCAGGCUGCCUGACGCCGGAGGCCCAGGAGGCGCUGAAGGAGUGGAGCUGCAGACGGAGCCGAGAGGCCCAGAGACAGAAGGAGAACCAGCAGAGCCAGAGGUGCGUUCGGAUAUUGUUCCAGGACGGGGAGCGGAGUGCCGUGCGGACGUUGCAGUGGAGAGCCGGAACAGCCCAGGCCCUGGCCGAUCUGUGCGCCGCCACCUUCGAAGUGACGCAGCAAUACACCCUGUACUGGCGCAGCGGCGGGGAGAUGAGGGCCCCUGCCGCUCAGCCCAGCCCCCAGGACCUGGCCAGCCACAGUGAGUGGAGCCCUCGCCUCUCCUACCUGAGACCGAACCACGCUUUCAGCAAGAUGCGGCGCUCACCAGAGGUGGCCGCCGUGGACCUGAGCGAGUCGGUGUGUUGA